AUGUCAACAGAUACAUGGAGCUGUCGACAUGAAACAGACGAUCUUUUUUUAAUUACAAAACGUAGCUUUGAUGUUUAAAAAAGUCGGUUGAGGAUGAGAGGCGUUAGUGUUAAAGUCUUGUCCUUUUUGCUGUUGUUCGUAAGUUUGUGUGUGUCAGAGCGAGUAGAGAGGGAAAACUCACUGGCCUUGCAUGAGAGAGAUGACGAUGGAGGAAAUGUGAAACAACAGGACAAUAUUAUAGCCGAAGAAGGGCAGUCAGUAGAAAACCAUGAAACAGAACAUGGUUCGAACCUCGAUUCAAACGAGUUACAGAAGGAUGGGUCAUCGGUCAGUAAGUCCAAUGACACCACCGACAACUACUACAAUGACACCCUUCACUCAACAACAACUACUGUCAAGCCAACUACCCCGGCACCCCCAACAGUCAAGCCCAUUCUGCCAGUGCAGACAGGGGUUAAGGCCCAAGAAGAAGAACAGUCCAGCGGGAUGACCAUAUUCUUCAGCCUGCUUGUUAUUGGUAUUUGCAUCAUAUUGGUGCACCUGCUCAUCAAGUUCAAGCUGCAUUUUCUACCAGAGAGUGUGGCUGUUGUGUCCUUAGGGAUUCUAAUGGGAGGCUUCAUUAAGAUCAUUGAGUUCCAGGAACUGGCCAACUGGAAGGAGGAGGAAAUGUUCAGACCCAACAUGUUCUUCCUUUUGCUUUUGCCACCAAUCAUCUUUGAAUCUGGAUACUCUUUACAUAAGGGUAACUUCUUCCAGAACAUUGGUUCCAUUACCCUCUUUGCUGUGAUCGGCACAGCUAUCUCUGCCUUCAUAGUUGGAGGAGGCAUCUAUUUCCUUGGCCAGGCUGAUGUUAUCUAUAAGAUGACCAUGACUGAUAGCUUUGCCUUUGGCUCACUGAUCUCAGCCGUGGACCCCGUAGCUACCAUUGCCAUAUUCAAUGCACUCAACGUGGACCCAGUCCUUAAUAUGCUGGUGUUUGGUGAAAGCAUUCUCAACGAUGCUGUCUCCAUUGUCCUCACCAACACAGCGGAGGGUUUCUUUUCCCGCUCCGACAACUCCACGGUAACAGGCUGGGAGACUUUUCUACAAGCUCUGGGUUAUUUCCUUAACAUGUUUUUUGGUUCUGCUGCACUGGGAACCCUCACUGGACUCAUCUCAGCUCUUUUUCUGAAACACUUUGACCUGAGGAACACGCCAUCGCUGGAGUUUGGGAUGAUGAUCAUCUUUGCCUAUCUUCCCUAUGGACUGGCAGAGGGAAUCAAAUUGUCUGGAAUAAUGUCUAUCCUGUUUGCGGGAAUUGUGAUGUCUCACUACACCCAUCACAACCUAUCUCCUGUCACCCAGAUCCUUAUGCAGCAGACACUGCGCACUGUGGCCUUUAUGUGUGAGACGUGUGUGUUUGCGUUCCUCGGCCUCUCCAUCUUCAGCUUCCCUCAUAAAUUUGAAAUAUCAUUUGUAAUCUGGUGCAUAGUUCUGGUUCUUGUUGGCCGUGCUGUGAACAUCUUCCCUCUGUCAUUUUUGCUGAACUUCUGCAGGGACCACAAGAUCACACCCAAGAUGAUGUUCAUCAUGUGGUUUAGUGGUUUGCGAGGUGCUAUUCCCUAUGCCUUGAGCCUUCAUUUGGGUUUGGAACCCAUUGAGAAGCGUCAGCUAAUCGGCACCACCACCAUCAUCAUCGUGCUCUUUACCAUUCUUUUCCUCGGGGGUGGCACCAUGCCACUCAUCCGCAUCAUGGACAUUGAGGAUAGCCAGUCACGGCGUAAAAACAAGAAGGACGUCAAUCUCAGCAAGACACAAAAGAUGGGUAAUACCAUUGAGUCAGAGCAUCUAUCAGAGCUGACAGAGGAGGAGUAUGAGGCUCAAAUCUACCAGAGGCAAGAUCUGAAGGGCUUCAUGUGGCUGGAUGCUAAGUACCUUAACCCCUUCUUCACUCGCAGGCUUACACAGGAGGACCUGUUACAUGGCCGGAUCCAAAUGAAGACUCUGACCAACAAGUGGUACGAAGAAGUUCGACAAGGACCGUCGGGCUCUGAGGACGACGAAGAAGAAGCCGAACUUCUCUGAUCACUUUUUACUUUUUUUUUUUUUUUAAAGCAAUUUAUGGACAUUGGGUGGGCUGUGGUUUGUGUGUCCGUCUGUGAAAAUGAGCAUACUUUUCAUUUCCCCCACAGGAAUGUGUGGAAUGUGUCAAGUCACAGUUUGAGUGAAAUUCACAUUUAACACUGUAAAACUGAAUGAGAAAAAACAUGUUGUUACUUUGUAAAGAAAUUGGCAGGAUAUCUGAUUGUAUGCACCAUUGACAUGUUGAACAGCAGGAAGAGAGUUUUGCUGAUUCUCAGAAACUUUUCCUGUGCGUUUUUCUUUCUUUUUUUGUAUGAAUCUUUCAAUCCAAGGGAAAACUCAAGUGAUACUGUGAUGAAAAUGUUCAGUUCUAAAGCACCUUAUCUCUUCCCAUUUGUAUGGGUCAUUUCUAUUUGUCCCUUGCUUAGUUAAAAGUACACUGGAAGUUUUAAAGAUUGUGAGGGGAAAGACACAAUACAAUGGCGCCAUGGGAUUUCUAUUUAUAUACUGCCAGACGGUUGAAUAGCUAUUCAACUGGAUUUAAUUCUCUCCAAGUCUCCACAUGUUUGUUAAUUAAUUAUUCUGAGUAAAUUUUAAGCAUAUAUAUUGAUACAUAUGUAAUAAAGAUUUUUAAAAAGGACCAACAAAAGAAAUGCAGGAGAGAGUUAAAACUAGUUUAGCAGGUGGGAUAAAACUAAUAGUUAAAAGCUAAAUUCCAGAUUAUUGCUCUGAAAAACGGGAAAUUGCUUUCAUUUCUAUGUAUAUUUUAGCUCUAAAAACAAUUAACUUCCAUGUGUUUAUGCUGAUUUGUGGGUAAGAUUUCUGUCACUACACUGUCUAAAAGUAUUUCUUUUGAUCAUGGGCACCAAUGAAUGUCAGAUGGCAAUGUCUUUUUUUUGUAUUUAUUUGAAGAAUAUGUACCGUUUAUGGAUAAUGGCUUCUAUACAAGCUCUGUGAGUACCACAAGAUGAUAAAAAUAAAUAAAUAAAUAUCUCUCUCAUAUAUAUAUAUAUACACACAUAUGUACGUACACACACAUAUGUACACACAUACAUAUAACAUAUAAUAUAAAAAAUAAAUUCUGUUAAUAAUUGAAUGCAUUACUUUUUCGGGGGAUGAAAAUAAAUCAGUGUCCUCAACUUAUAGUUCAAGUACUGGAGUUCGGUGACCUAGGUGCGUAAAGUAAGCAGUUUCACACAUUUUCUCUUGAAAUAUUAGUCACGUCUUUUUAUAGCACACUAUUAUUCUGGAUAAAAUAAUACAAGAAUAAAAUUCAACUUGUGCACUCAUGUCUCCUAAAUAUAUCUUAGAUAACACAGUGUUUAAGACAUUAACAGGUUUUAAUGUGAGUUUCAGUGAUAAUUACUCGUUGAGCAUUAUUCUUGCAGGGUUCACUUUCCAUUUCUUAAGCUGCAGGAACUAAUUAGUUCAUAGACUGUAGUAAGUGGAAGUGGAAGGUUAAAUGUGUCUGACAUAGACAGGGAGCCAGACUGGUCCACAGAGUAAUUAGAAUACAUAAAAAGGUUAAUGCAUUAUCCUGCUGGGAAAAUAUCCUAUACCCAUACAGUCAAAGCUCUCAUGUCCAGUCCUGAUAACACCAGACUAUUAUACCCUUUGCCAUCUUGUGGGAACUCAUUAGGCAUAUUGAUGAAGAAGUGACAGUGUUUAACUGGAGGUAGAACAUAAAUGAAUCUCUGAGCAUGGUUUUGAUUUUGUGCAUUUGUUAUUUGUAAACAGUGUUCUCUAUUUGAGGACAAAAUUUCACUUAGCCAGAAAUAACCACCUGCAAUAAGUGGAUAUCAUUUCCUGAGAGCACAGUGUUAACAUGUGUAUAUACAGAGGACAUUUAAUUCUGUGGAAAUCCCUUUUUGCAAUAAUGAUUUGCAUCCAGUAGGGGGGGUCUUGAUCCACUACAUUGAUCCAUGAAAAAUUGAUGAUGCCAGAUAACAGUGGUUUUAAUACUAUUUUUCAGUACUCAGUAACUUAAGUAAAUUAAGACUAAAAAUCUAAAGGAAAAGAGUUUUUGAACUGUAUACAUUUUUUUGUGUUUGUUUUUUACAUGGACAGCUUUUUUUUUUUUUUUAGAGGUUAGAUGGA
Molecule: messenger RNA, 4158 nt
Organism: Pelmatolapia mariae (spotted tilapia)
Lineage: Eukaryota; Metazoa; Chordata; Actinopteri; Cichliformes; Cichlidae
Gene: slc9a8
Product: solute carrier family 9 member 8
Exons: 16
Coding region: 94-2064 (656 amino acids)
Biological process (GO): proton transmembrane transport; potassium ion transmembrane transport; sodium ion transport
Cellular component (GO): membrane
Molecular function (GO): potassium:proton antiporter activity; sodium:proton antiporter activity
Source: RefSeq, a predicted model, not a curated record